AUGUCCGGACGCGGCAAGCAAGGCGGAAAGGCCCGAGCUAAGGCUAAGACCCGCUCUUCGCGGGCCGGACUCCAGUUCCCUGUGGGCCGCGUGCACCGCUUGCUCCGCAAGGGCAACUACUCCGAGCGAGUCGGGGCCGGCGCGCCAGUGUAUCUGGCGGCCGUGUUGGAGUACCUGACCGCCGAGAUUCUGGAGCUGGCGGGCAACGCGGCCCGCGACAACAAGAAGACCCGCAUCAUCCCCCGACACCUGCAGCUAGCCAUCCGCAACGACGAGGAGCUAAACAAGUUGCUGGGUAAAGUCACAAUUGCUCAGGGCGGUGUUCUGCCCAACAUCCAGGCUGUACUGCUCCCCAAGAAGACUGAGAGCCACCACAAGGCCAAGGGCAAGUAA
Molecule: messenger RNA, 393 nt
Organism: Pan troglodytes (chimpanzee)
Lineage: Eukaryota; Metazoa; Chordata; Mammalia; Primates; Hominidae
Gene: H2AC7
Product: H2A clustered histone 7
Exons: 1
Coding region: 1-393 (130 amino acids)
Cellular component (GO): nucleosome
Molecular function (GO): structural constituent of chromatin; DNA binding; protein heterodimerization activity
Source: RefSeq, a predicted model, not a curated record